This is a messenger RNA of Peniophora sp. CBMAI 1063, 510 nucleotides long. Lineage: Eukaryota; Fungi; Basidiomycota; Agaricomycetes; Russulales; Peniophoraceae. The record is from the annotation of a GenBank genome assembly.
AUGCGACCAGAGACUCUCUCUAAUGCACUCCAACGCGCUUCUGCAUCUACACCACACGUUGCCAACAACUCCGUUCAGCCUCAGGCGAAUGAGACCGACGCCUCGCGCGGUAAGCGUAGGCGUAUCACUCCAGAUGAGGAGGAACAUCAGCUACGGGAUCAAGAAGGGAUGACUCAGGGCUCUUGUGGGCCCGACUUCCGCGAGGACGCCGCUAGCACCGCGUCUUCCACGGAGACAGACGGGUUUCCCCGCCAACGUUCCAACGGUCCUGUCAACUGGCAGUUCGAAUUCCAACGCAUAUUCGAUGCCGAGUCCAGUAGUGAUGCCGAACUCGUUGCGAUUGACCACUACGGGCGAUCCCUGUCCGAUAUCGCACGUCGCACUGCGCUCAUUGCAGUCAGAUCCACAUUGGAGGUGCAGGUUAGGGAGAUACAGCGGCUGAUCGAUAACAUCGAUGCUUACGAGGAGGAGUGGAACUUUUUGGUAGCAAGGGCGCCGACUGUGGAAUGA